AUGUUUGUCGUCUCUGGGAACCUUGCGGGGCUCAUCUGUUCGACCAAGCAUGCGCUUCACAUUGUCGAUUCGGCCGCUGCCAUGAGACAUCUGGUGCCUGCUACGACGACGAUGACGACGACAGCCGCAACCAUGGCAUGGCGACGGCGACUAUUCUCGACCACGACACCAUUACAUAUACGACCCAGCGCACCCGUGCUGAGGACCACCAACAGUGGCGGCACCAACAAGAAGUCGGGUAGCGGUACUCUCUUCUUGGGGGGUGGGGCCGAUGGUGCCCCUUCCAAGUCCAAAAAACCUACGCGGAAUCAGAGCUCCAAGAUGGAUGCCAGGUUGGAGGACCGAGAUCGUGUGGACUCGGUCAGCAACGGUCACGAUCCCAAGACGCGCAUCCGACUGGCCAUGAACCAGCACACUGGCCGACACGACCAGUUCCGAAAAGCCGUGCUGGCACGCUUCCAGACGGUACUGAGCGAGCUGGAGGGUGCCGAGUUCUCGGUCACGGGCGUGAGCCGCGACGAGCUCAACCGGCAGGCGGGCCUGUUUAUGAACGCGCUCGACGACGCCUUUCUCCUGGCGCAGCGCAACAUCUCGAGUCGCGGCAGGAACCCGCUGUUCUGGAACCUGCGAGAGGCAUUCAUCACGCGGGAUGCCAAGGGGGUGACGAACGAGAUCCGGUACGCCUUCCAGUCGUUCAUGGUGCGCAACCGCUUCAGCAAGGGACUGGAGCUCAACCAGCAGCGACUGCUGGACCUGCGCUUCCCUCAGGAAUGGUUCCCGGGGACGCGGGAGAUGCAGCGCAAGGUCCACGUGCACGUCGGCCCGACCAACUCGGGCAAGACGUACAACGCCAUCAAGGCGCUGGAGAAGUCGCGCAGGGGCGUGUAUGCCGGCCCGCUGCGGCUGCUGGCGACGGAGGUGUACCAGCGGUUCACCGCCAAGGGCCUGCCCUGUGCGCUGCUGACGGGCGAGGAGGUGCGCAUCCCCAAGGACACGGACCGGUACUUCUCGAGCUGCACGGUGGAGAUGAUACCGCUCAACUCGCGCUUCGACGUGGCCGUCAUCGACGAGAUCCAGAUGCUCAGCGACCCGGACCGGGGCAGCGCAUGGACUACGGCGCUGCUGGGCGUGCAGGCCGACGAGGUGCACGUGUGCGGCGAGGAGAGGGCCGUCAACCUGGUCAGGUCGCUGUGCGCCAGCGUGGGCGACGAGUGCAUCGUCCACCGGUACGAGAGGCUCAGCCCGCUGCGGACCAUGGACACGGCGCUGGACAACGACUUUAGCAAGCUGCGCAAGGGCGACGCCGUCGUCGCCUUCAACCGGCUCUCGCUGCACGCGCUCAAGCGCAGCAUCGAAAAGUACACGGGCCGCCGAUGCGCCAUCAUCUACGGCACGCUGCCGCCCGAGGUGCGGGUGCAGCAGGCGGCCCUGUUCAACGACCCGGACAACGACUACGACUUUGUCGUGGCCAGCGACGCCAUCGGCAUGGGGCUCAACCUCGAGAUCAAGCGCGUCAUCCUCGACUCGGUCAGCAAGUUUGACGGCUCGCGCAACCGCCGGCUCACGUACCCCGAGAUCAAGCAGAUCGGCGGGCGCGCCGGGCGGUACAGGUCGGCCAACAACCCGGACGGCAAGGGCUCGGACGGGUCGCAGCCCAACGUCGGCUACGUGACGACGAUGGAGUACGCGGAUCUGCGCAGCGUGCAGACGGCGUUCAGGCGCGACGUCGACGACCUGGAGGUGGCGUACAUUGCGCCGCCGCCGGCCAUCGUCGAGCGGUUCGCGUCGUACUACCCCCCUUCGACGCCGCUCUCCUUCAUCCUGAACCGGAUCCGCACGGCGGCCGUGGUGGGCGAGCGGUUCCGGCUGAGCGUGACGGCUGAUUCCCUACAGAUCGCCGACAUCGUGCAGGACCUCCCGCUGUCCAUCUACGACAAGCUGACGCUGUGCAACAUGCCGGUGCGGAUCAAGACGGAGACGUCGACGCAGACGCUGCGGGCUCUGGCCGAGAUCAUCGCCAACAACGACGUGGGCGACCUGCUGUCGAUCCGGGAGAUACCGCUCGAGUACCUGGAGAUCGACAUGUCGGACACCAAGAAGCGGGCGCAGGAGUACCUCGCCAAGAUGGAGGCCCUGCACACGGCCGUGAACCAGUACGUGUGGCUGUCGUACCGCUACGCUGGCAUGUUCCGCAACCAGGGGCUCGCCUUCCACAUCCGCACGCUCGUGGAGCAGCGCCUCUCGGACCUGCUCGACCGUCUCGACUUUACGGACAAGGACCUCGAGAAGAGACGUCGGAUCGAGCGUGCCCGGGCCCAGAUGCAGCAGAUCAACCUCGAUCCCCUGGACGGCGAAGAGGAAGGUGCGGACGGCUAUGCCGGCGAAGCCAUCGCGGACAGCACCCCGGAAGUCGAAGUCGCCGACGUUGCUACCACGGGCCAAGAGGAUGCCGAGAUUCUGGAUGAGAUGGUGGAAGCAUCGAAACAGGCGUCAUACCUCCACAGCGUGCGCGGGACCGAACGGUGA
Geosmithia morbida is the source of this 2526-nucleotide messenger RNA. RefSeq names its product ATP-dependent RNA helicase SUPV3L1/SUV3. NCBI's taxonomy places the organism in Eukaryota, Fungi, Ascomycota, Sordariomycetes, Hypocreales, Bionectriaceae. Gene Ontology annotation, biological process: mitochondrial RNA 3'-end processing; RNA catabolic process. Gene Ontology annotation, cellular component: mitochondrial degradosome. The transcript has 2 exons. The coding region runs from base 1 to 2526 and encodes 841 amino acids. Gene Ontology annotation, molecular function: RNA helicase activity; hydrolase activity, acting on acid anhydrides; ATP binding. The record is from RefSeq and is a predicted model, not a curated record.